AUGCCGACAACAACGAUACCAGUCUUCAAAUCACCUAACGAACCCCUUCCAUCUUCUCCGGCCCGGCCGACUCUGCGCCCAUACACAACUGCGCCCGACGGCGUUGGCUCGACGCAAAGCGCGCCGGGGGCCGGCGCGGCACACAGUUUCAUCCACUCCGCCGUCGACUCAGCUCUCCCAAACUCCCCAUUCCAUCGACGACGGAGGCGAGAGUCCGUCAUCGCCCCUUUCGCGGGCCGGCUUGGUGGGAAUCAAACCUUUGUCCUCGAUCGAUCGAACCCGGCCAAUGCGGAAUUGUUGCAGAAAGUCCCCGAUGCAGCGCCGAAUUUGAAUUUAAAAGAAGCCUUCGAUCCUCGCGCGUUCCGGGAUGUGGAUUUGUAUAAGGCAGCUGCGAUUGAGUUUGUGGGAACUUUACUCCUCGUAUACGCAGCCGCAUGGAAUAGUCUGUCGCCCAAUAUCCCUCCACCGCGUCCAUCGCCGACAUCUGGUGUCUUCAGCGCCGUCACAUUUCUCGGUCCCUUAGUUGGCGCUUGUAUCAAUUCAAUCCUGAUGAGCCUGCUGAUUUACUCCUUCGGCGCGAUCUCCGGUGGCCAUAUGAACCCGCUAAUUACGCUGGGGACUUUCUUCGCGGGCUUGACCAGUCUCCCGCGCUUGGUCUUGUAUGUGGCAGCGCAAACGGCCGGAGGGGCGUUGGCAGGAUUAUUGCUGCGAGCGAGUGCGGGCACACGAGAUUUCAAGGUCGGCGGAUGUUUUUUGUUCGAGGACAUGGGAGUGAGUGUUUUGUCGGCGUUCACUGUUGAAUUGGUGGGUGAUGUGUUGUUGCUUGUGCUUGCGUUCGGGGUCGGUUUGGAUCCAAGACAGAGAGAGAUCUUUGGACCUGCAUUGGGGCCGAUUCUCGUUGGGCUGGCGGCUGGUGCGACGGCGUUGUGUAUGUCCUUUUCGCGUCCGGGGUUUGGGGGCCCUGGGAUGAAUCCCGCCAGAUGCUUUGGGGUGUUUGUGGGAAGUCGGUUUCCGGGUUGGCAUUGGGUGCAUUGGGUGGGGCCGCUGGCUGCCAGUAUGUUUCAUGGCAUUGUGUAUUUUCUGGUUCCUCCGGUUUCGCCCAAGGACAAAGGAGCACCCGGAGGUGAGAAGGAGGGUCUGUCUUUGUCUACGGCAGAGGCAGAGCAGGAGAAGACGGCGGAUAGAGAGUGUGUGUAG
Molecule: messenger RNA, 1197 nt
Organism: Rhinocladiella mackenziei CBS 650.93
Lineage: Eukaryota; Fungi; Ascomycota; Eurotiomycetes; Chaetothyriales; Herpotrichiellaceae
Exons: 2
Coding region: 1-1197 (398 amino acids)
Biological process (GO): water transport; transmembrane transport
Cellular component (GO): membrane
Molecular function (GO): water channel activity
Source: RefSeq, a predicted model, not a curated record